UUGCUUGGCGAAAAGGAAACCUCCUCUUCUAAUUCUCUCUGCUCUGUUCUUCAUCUUCAGCUCCCUAGGGCUCCAGACUUUGUGAUUUUCCUUUAUCCUUUUCCAAUCUACGAUUUCAAUUUGAUUUACCUUUGUUUCAUUAUAGAACUCGGUUUGAUCAGUAGUCUAGGGUUUUAGCUUCCUCAGUUAGACAUGGCACCGGCGGAACCCAACAGCGGAGGCAGCGCAAGCGGCGGAGCCACCAGAGACCAGACGUCCGUCAAGGUGCCUUCGAAAGACCCCAAAAAGAAGGACGAGAAGAAGGAUGAAGAUCUCUCGGAGGAGGACUUAGCGUUGAAGCAGCAGUUGGAGUUGUAUGUGGAGAGGGUGCAAGACUCAGAUCCUGGACUGCAGAAAGUUGCGCUAGAGAGCAUGAGGCAGGAAAUUCGUACCGCAACCAGCUCUAUGACUUCUGUUCCAAAGCCACUGAAGUUCUUACGCCCUCAUUAUGGAACUCUACAAACUCAUUAUGAGAAAAUGGAAGAUUCUGAUUUGAAGAAACUACUUGCAGAUAUACUUUCUGUUUUGGCCCUGACAAUGUCUCCAGAAGGAGAAAGGGAGAGCUUGAAAUACAGAUUACUAGGUUCAGAUGGUGAUAUUGGUUCAUGGGGUCAUGAGUAUGUCAGGAACUUGGCUGGGGAAAUUGCUCAAGAAUAUGCAAAACGGCAGAGUGAAGAAGCCCAAAUCGAUGAUCUGAUGGAGCUGGUGGUUCAAAUCGUUGCAUUCCAUAUGAAGCAUAAUGCUGAGCCUGAGGCUGUAGAUCUUCUUAUGGAGGUUGAAGACCUUGACCUGUUAGUGGAGCAUGUUGAUAGUGCAAAUUAUAAAAGGACCUGCCUGUAUCUUACUAGUUCGGCAAAAUACCUUCCUGGGCCGGAUGACAUGUUAGUUCUGGAUAUUGCACACUCAAUAUAUAUGAAAUUCGAAGAGUAUCCCAGAGCCCUGCAGAUUGCAUUGUAUCUCCAUAAUUUGCAGUAUGUAAAACAGCUUUUCCAAUGUUGUAAUGAUCCUCUCAUGAGGCGACAAUUUUGCUUUAUCUUGGCUCGCCAUGGCGUCACUUUUGAACUUUAUGAAGACAUGUGUGCUGAAGAUGAAGAAAGGGAGGCUUUGCAAGAGAUCAUCAAUAAUACAAAGUUAAAUGAAGGCUAUCUAACACUUGCUCGUGAUAUUGAAGUUAUGGAGCCCAAAUCUCCAGAGGACAUUUACAAGGCACAUCUAAUUGACGGCCGAGGUAGUGGUGGGGGAACUGUUGAUUCUGCUAGGCAGAAUUUGGCAGCAACGUUUGUUAAUGCAUUUGUAAAUGCUGGUUUUGGUCAGGAUAAGUUGAUGACAGUUCCUUCUGAAGCAUCUAGUGGUGGUGCUUCGACAAGCUGGCUUUUUAAAAAUAAGGAACAUGGAAAAGCCAGUGCUGCAGCUAGUCUGGGCAUGAUUCUGCUUUGGGAUGUGGACGCUGGACUUGCUCAACUUGACAAAUAUUUCCAUAGUACUGAUACUCAUGUCAUUGCGGGCGCAUUGUUAGGAGUUGGAAUUGUGAACUGUAACGUCCAGAAUGAGUGUGAUCCAGCAUUGGCUCUUUUGGCAGACUAUGUAGACAAAGAAGAUUCUUCAAUUAAAAUAGGUGCAAUAAUGGGCCUAGGUCUUGCAUAUGCAGGUUCUCAGAAUGAACAUGUUCGCAGGGCAUUGAUGCCCUUACUUGGAGAUGGAAAAUCAUCUCUAGAUGUGAUUGCAUUUACUGCAAUCUCCCUAGGCUUGGUAUAUACAGGUUCCUGUAAUGAAGAGGUUGCCCAAGCAAUAAUAUUUGCCUUGAUGGAUAGAAGUGAGUCCGAGUUGGGGGAUCCCCUGGCUCGUUUCCUUCCUUUGGGUCUUGGUCUCCUUUAUCUUGGAAAGGAGGAAAGUGUGGAAGCUACGGCAGAAGUUUCAAAGACAUUUAAUGAAAAAAUUAGAAAACACUGUGACAUGACCCUGUUAUCUUGUGCAUAUGCUGGAACAGGGAAUGUUCUAAAGGUACAACACUUUCUUGGUCAGUGUGCACAACAUCUUGAGAAGGGCGAAACAUACCAGGGACCCGCUGUCCUUGGAAUUGCUAUGGUAGCCAUGGCUGAGGAACUGGGGCUUGAGAUGGCUAUUCGUUCAUUGGAGCACCUUCUGCAGUAUGGAGAGCAGAAUAUUAGAAGAGCUGUUCCAUUGGCACUAGGUCUCCUUUGCAUAUCAAACCCAAAGGUCAAUGUCAUGGACACAUUGAGCAGGCUCAGUCAUGAUGCAGAUGCUGAAGUUGCAAUGGCUGCUAUCAUUUCGUUGGGUCUGAUUGGUGCUGGAACCAACAAUGCCAGAAUAGCUGGAAUGCUUCGCAAUCUAUCAAGCUAUUACUACAAGGACGCCAGCCUUCUAUUUUGUGUCCGGAUAGCUCAAGGUCUUGUCCAUCUGGGCAAAGGGUUAUUGACACUUUCUCCAUAUCAUUCUGAGCGUUUUCUGUUGUCCCCGACUGCACUGGCUGGACUUGUGAUUUUGCUGCAUGCAUGUCUCGAUAUGAAAGCUAUCAUCUUGGGGAAAUAUCAUUACGUUCUAUAUUUCCUUGUUCUGGCCAUGCAGCCAAGGAUGCUGAUGACUGUGGACGAAAACCUUAAACCACUGUCAGUACCCGUCCGUGUGGGCCAAGCUGUUGAUGUCGUCGGUCAAGCAGGUCGUCCCAAAACUAUAACGGGUUUCCAGACCCACUCAACUCCUGUUCUGCUGUCUGCUGGUGACAGAGCAGAACUUGCAACUGAGAAAUAUAUUCCUUUAUCACCCAUUCUUGAGGGAUUUGUCAUCUUAAAAGAGAAUCCAGAAUACAAGGACGACAACUGAUGCAUAUUGGGGUUGCUUGUUUAAGCCGAGCAUAUUAUAGAACCCAACUUGGUUCUUCCAGCAUAUCCUUGAGUUAAUAGCUGAGCUUAACCAGAAUCUCACUUCAACAUCUUAUUAAUGUUCGAGUAGCAUGGAUGAUGGCGAAGGAUGAUGGACGACACUUUUGGCUUUGUUUGAGUUCCAUCCAUUCUGGAGCUGCUCGGGCAAUGCCUAUGACUCUGCUCUGAAUUGGAUAGGACGAAAUAUAUUGGACUCUAGUAUUACGUGCUUUGUCAUGAACAGAUUCUACGUUUAAUGUUAUAUAUUUGUUUUUUAGUGCCUUCCUCCAAUUAAUCCACGAUAGAUUGUUACUU
Messenger RNA from Sesamum indicum (sesame), 3233 nucleotides. Its product is annotated as 26S proteasome non-ATPase regulatory subunit 2 homolog A. Gene Ontology annotation, biological process: regulation of protein catabolic process; proteasome-mediated ubiquitin-dependent protein catabolic process. Gene Ontology annotation, cellular component: proteasome regulatory particle, base subcomplex; nucleus; proteasome storage granule. The record is from RefSeq and is a predicted model, not a curated record. Gene Ontology annotation, molecular function: enzyme regulator activity. Lineage: Eukaryota; Viridiplantae; Streptophyta; Magnoliopsida; Lamiales; Pedaliaceae.